Messenger RNA from Racocetra persica, 271 nucleotides. Lineage: Eukaryota; Fungi; Glomeromycota; Glomeromycetes; Diversisporales; Gigasporaceae. The record is from the annotation of a GenBank genome assembly.
UACACCACUACGAUCAACAGUACCUUAUUGGCAAGGCCACCAGUCUAUUUCUAAUGGAAACCAAUAUAAAAGCCAUAGUUAUUAUUGUUCUAAAACUCCACUUCGUCAAAACCAUUAUCACUCUGAAAUUUCACCUCAUCGAAAUAAUUGUCACUCUGUAACUUCACCUCACAGAAAUCACCGUCAUUUCAACAUACUGCCUAACUGCCAACCUGAAACUUCGAAUCAGAAUGUUAAUAGAAAUUAUCAAGAUACUGGGAGUCAUAGUUGA